Molecule: messenger RNA, 390 nt
Organism: Cyclospora cayetanensis
Lineage: Eukaryota; Apicomplexa; Conoidasida; Eucoccidiorida; Eimeriidae
Product: probable splicing factor, arginine/serine-rich 6
Exons: 5
Coding region: 1-390 (129 amino acids)
Biological process (GO): mRNA splicing, via spliceosome
Cellular component (GO): nuclear speck
Molecular function (GO): RNA binding
Source: RefSeq, a predicted model, not a curated record
AUGCAUCGCGUUGACGAUGAGCUCACCGUCGGGCGGAAGGUUUACGUUGGAAAUUUGGACCCCGAGACCACCUCUUCAGAGCUUGACGAAGUAUUCCGACGUUAUGGGAAACUGAGUAAUAUUUGGGUAGCGCGGAACCCUCCCGGAUUUGCAUUUGUAACAUUCGAGGAUGCACGCGACGCCCGAGACGCGGUCGAGGCGACAGACGGCAUUUUGCAUCGCGAGAAGUAUCCCGGUUACAGCAGUGAGGGGAGCGAAUACAAUGACCAUCACGGUCGAAGAGGCCGUAGUCGCAGCCGCAGCGGCGAUCGGAGACGGUCCUACAGCCCCCGUCGUCGUAACUAUUCAGAUGAUGAGCGCGAUUUCAGAGCAUCCAGGGGGAGGAGAUAG